CAACAACCCUUCCCCCUCUUUUUAAGUAAUUCUCAGUGAGGUCGUUGACGAAUGUUCUCUUUACUUCUCUGCCUUCGUUCUUUUCUCUCCUUUUUCUGACUGGUGUAAAAGAGGGGACCCGCACCCUGACCCACAAGUGGGCCCGAUACCUUCUCAGUCAGUCAGUCAGUCAGUCAGUCAAACAAGUCUAACAGGCAAUGCGAGCCCGCAUAAUACCGUGGCUGCCGAACUCGCGGUAAAGCAGUUUGACACGCACGUGUUCGAACCGGGUAACGACACAGUGUGUCUUUCUUUAACUGUUUUUGCGGUUACUUUCUUAAAUUGAAGAAAAAGAAGCGAAAAAGAAAGAGAAAGAGGGAGAAAAGAAAGAAAGACAGAGAGAAAAUGAAGGAAGCAAAGAUGAUACUGAGAACAUUCCCUGGGGGCAUCGCCCUUUUCCUCCUACUUAGCGGAUUGAUCUCUGCUCAAGACGACGAUUCUUUAGCUGGUAGUUUCUUAUCAGGUCUAUUGGAUUCUAUAACAAGUACAGCCAAUAGUGCAGAUUGUCCAGGAGUAUGUGUGCACGCAUUUGCAACAUUAAUAUGUUACGAAGUUCUUGAACAUGUACAAUGCCCUACUAGUAUGCGAUGUUGUAUUGAGGCACCUAUAAAUAGUACCGGAACUUCUGAAAAUAUUGCCAAUGACAAUGAUUCUACUUCAACAGUUGUCACUACCGUUAAGACAACGAUAACUACAAGCACACCAACAACAUCUUCAACAGCGCUUACAACCGUGUCCUCGACAGUUUCCUCAAAAACUACUUCUGAAAGCCAAAAGGAGACAGCCAAUAAAACGUUAUCGAAAACGUGUUCAGGAAUUUGCAUGGCAGAGAGAAUUGCUGAUUACUGCGAUGCGAUUUUGGUAAUAGACACUCUCUCUCUUUGCAAGCCAGGAUACAAAUGCUGUGUAUCCAGAGACGCGUUCGGAGAUUCACCACCACCGGAAUUGUUAGUCAUCGAUCGAACAAAUUCAAGUCGCUUCGAAGAGAAGACGGGUGUCAAUACAUCUUACAAAGGUUCUUCACCAACUGUAAGACCAAAUAUGGUUUCUCCUACGAGUAUUUCUAGCACUACAGUACCAACAACGACCAUUACAAUGACAAAGCAACCAACAACAACAACGAUAAAACCAAAGAUCACGAUGAGAAAACCGUGUAAAGGUGAAUGCGUUAGUGGUUUUUUCGCUCUUCUAUGCGAUAAAGUGGAUGGGGAAGCCGAAUGUCCUGACGAUGGAUCUUGUUGUGUUAUCGAUGCUUUUUUAAAAACAGAAACAACAACAACAACAACAAUGGCAACAACGACAAUUGGAUCAACUACGAAACCGACACAAGCAAAAUUACAACCGUGUCCUGGAUUUUGUUUAUUAACCAUUAUGGCAGCCUUCUGUGAACGGCCAAAUUUAAUAAUUGCGAAGACUGCGACCUGUCAAUCAGGAUAUAUUUGUUGUGAUAACACGAAGAGUUCGCCGCAGACAGUAAACGUAGUGACACCGUCUUCUCCGUAUCAGACAUCAAGGCCAAGGCCAAGGCCCACAUCAAGGCCAUCGAUCACUACAGUACCUCUACCACCAGAUCUACGCCCAGAAUGUCCUGGAUCAUGUAUUGUUUCUUAUUUAUCGUUUACUUGUUUCAGAAAUGCUGAAUUAACGAAUUUGUUUAAGUGUAAAAAACAAGGGCAUCAAUGUUGCGCUCCAAAAUCAUUGAUACGAGAAUUUAAUGGUGGAAAUUCUAGUGAACCAAUUUUAAGUAAUAGAAAUGAUACCAUGUAUGUUACCUCAAGACCGUACACAACACCACUUACGACAAUUUUAUAUGAAACAACAAGUACGACAACUAUGAGAAGUCCUGUGUACAGUAAAUAUGUAUGUGGUGUAAAAGGAACUUCCCGUGGACCAAUUCAAGUACGUAGUUCUGAAAGAGAAGCACGCGUCGUCGGAGGAGAAGAUGCAGAUGCUAAUGAAUGGUGUUGGCACGUUGGUCUUAUCAAUGCCCACAAUCAAUAUCUUUGCGGUGGUGCAUUGAUCGGCACGCAAUGGGUAUUGACAGCUGCACAUUGUGUAACAAAUAUUGUAAGAUCUGGCGAUGCAAUUUAUGUAAGGGUAGGUGAUUACGAUUUAACGAGGAAAUAUGGAAGUCCUGGUGCUCAAACUUUGCGCGUAGCAACUACUUAUAUUCAUCAUAAUCAUAAUAGUCAGACCCUUGAUAACGACAUAGCACUGUUAAAACUUCACGGGCAAGCAGAACUCAAAGAUGGUGUUUGUCUAGUAUGUUUACCAGCACGAGGAGUUAGUCAUACAGCUGGUAAACGAUGUACCGUUACUGGCUAUGGAUAUAUGGGAGAAGCUGGCCCAAUUCCGCUUCGAGUACGCGAAGCUGAAAUACCAGUUGUAAGUGAUGCAGAAUGUAUACGAAAAGUAAAUGCUGUAACUGAAAAAAUUUUCAUAUUACCAGCGAGUAGUUUUUGCGCUGGUGGUGAACAAGGCAAUGAUGCAUGCCAGGGAGAUGGAGGAGGUCCAUUGGUAUGCCAAGACGAUGGAUUCUAUGAAUUAGCUGGACUUGUUUCGUGGGGAUUCGGUUGUGGGAGAUUGGAUGUUCCUGGGGUUUAUGUUAAAGUUUCGGCAUUCAUCGGUUGGAUCAACCAAAUUAUUUCAGUAAAUAAUGUUUAGCUUUUUCAUAUUUUAUUUAUAAAAAUUAAAAUAUUUAUUUAUUAAAGAAUUAUUAUAGUACCUUUACGCGCUUGAUGAUGUAACAUUUCAUGUUACGUAUCUAGCAAAAUGUUUACGAAAAAAUAUUAAAAAAAAAUUAUUUAAUCAUAUAAAUUAUAAUAUCUAAAAGAAAAAUUUUUUAAUGCACAAUGGAAAUACAAUAAUAUGUGCAAAAGAAAUUUCAAGAUAUUAUAUAAUAAUAUUUAAGAUAUUUAAAAUACAUAUCGUAAUAAUUAAUAA
This is a messenger RNA of Apis cerana (Asiatic honeybee), 2982 nucleotides long. RefSeq names its product trypsin-like serine protease domain-containing protein masquerade (gene mas). The record is from RefSeq and is a predicted model, not a curated record. Gene Ontology annotation, molecular function: serine-type endopeptidase activity. NCBI's taxonomy places the organism in Eukaryota, Metazoa, Arthropoda, Insecta, Hymenoptera, Apidae. Gene Ontology annotation, biological process: proteolysis.